AUGUCAACAUUAGCUAAAAGUUCUAAAACAUCAGAAUAUCAAAAAGAGCUCUCCCGUAACAGACAAAAGCGUUUCAGAGAUAAAAAAAAUAAAAAUAAUACUCUAUUCACCAUUAUCGACUUUGAAAAACUUAAAUGCUUACUUACAACUGAAAUUCCAACUAUUGUAAUUAAACCUCUUUACACUAAUCCCAAUUUAAUUAAUAUCUGUCCUAAUCGAAGACCCUACCCAAGUCGCAUUAAGACUUUACGCUAUGAUAUGAGAAGAAUGGACCAAACCUGUAGAUAUUGCAAAGCUAAAUUUUGGAUACUAGAAAAGAACCAAAAUAGUGGUCUCGCUUUUCCAAGAUUUUCCGUUUGCUGUGUCAAUGGCAAAGUAAAAUUGCCUUUUUUAUUUCAACCACCCCCACAUUUACUAGAACUAUAUACUUUAAAUACACUUCUCGCCAGUGAAUUUCAAAAAAAUGUUAGAGGCUAUAAUACAGUUUUAGCCUGCACAUUCUUUGGUUCUAAUUCUAUUGUUAUCAGAAAAAGGCAACUCUCUAGCAUUUGCUCAAUAUAUAUCUAUGAUACUGCAUAUGAAGUUGAAAAUCAUCUUAAUGUCAUGGAUGAUUUGAAUCCUAAAAUUUUACAAACCUUACAAAAUAUACUCGAUGAAUGCAACCCUUAUAUUUAA
This is a messenger RNA of Dentiscutata erythropus, 675 nucleotides long. NCBI's taxonomy places the organism in Eukaryota, Fungi, Glomeromycota, Glomeromycetes, Diversisporales, Gigasporaceae. The record is from the annotation of a GenBank genome assembly.